Molecule: messenger RNA, 1738 nt
Organism: Taeniopygia guttata (zebra finch)
Lineage: Eukaryota; Metazoa; Chordata; Aves; Passeriformes; Estrildidae
Gene: DLK1
Product: delta like non-canonical Notch ligand 1
Biological process (GO): establishment or maintenance of epithelial cell apical/basal polarity; heterophilic cell-cell adhesion
Cellular component (GO): plasma membrane; protein-containing complex
Molecular function (GO): calcium ion binding
Source: RefSeq, a predicted model, not a curated record
GCCGGAGGUGCGCGGCUCCCCUGCAGCGGCGCUGGCCGGGGGCUCCCUGCCGGCGGGGGGAGGCGGGCAGCCCUCCCCGCCCUCCGUCCCUCCCCGCUCCCGCCCCGUGCUCCGGAGCCGGCGGCGCUGCGGGCGGGGGCUGCCGCCUUCCCGGCCCCGCGUCCGCCGAGCCCGCGGGGAGCGGAGCGGCCCGGCCCGGCCAUGGGGCUGCGCGCCGCCGGCAUCCUGGGCUGCUGCUGCUGCCUGCUGCCCUUCGUGCUCCCCGCAGCCCCAGGCGUGAACUGUAAAGCCGGCUGCCAUCCGGAGAAUGGAUUCUGUGAAUUUCCCAGUGAAUGCAGAUGUCAACCUGGCUGGCAGGGUGCACUUUGUAAUCAGUGUGUUCCUUUCCCUGGGUGCUUGCAUGGCAGCUGUGCCAAGCCCUGGCAGUGCAUCUGUGAAGAGGGUUGGGUUGGCAGCCUCUGUGACAUAGAUAUUCACCCAUGUUCAGCAAAGCCCUGCACCAAUAAUUCAACGUGUAUAGAGACUGGUGAUGGAGGAUAUAUUUGUCUGUGUGCCCAAGGAUUUACAGGAAAAAACUGCCAUCUCAAGCAAGGACCCUGCAUUAUUAAUGGUUCUCCCUGCCAGAAUGGAGGAACAUGCAUUGAUGACAAUGGUUUUGCACCCCAUGCUUCUUGUCUGUGCCCUUCUGGUUUUGCUGGCAACUUCUGUGAAAUAGAUAGAGACGACUGCGAAUCCAGCCCAUGUGAGAAUGGAGGAACAUGUACAGAUGUUGGCGUGGGUUUCAGCUGUUCUUGUCCCUAUGGCUACACAGGAAAGCUCUGCAGCAGCCGUGUCACAUUCUGUGCAAGUGGCCCCUGUGAGAAUGGAGGGACUUGCAGUGAGCAUCCCCAGGGAGGGUUUGAGUGCAUCUGUAAACCAGAAUUUGUUGGCAUGACCUGCAAACAUCCUAGCAAAAACACAAGUCUCUCUGGAAUGAAUAUGGAGACAAAGCAUAUGCAGAAUUACAAGCCACCCUCAAAAGCUCACCAUAGAUCAGUGCAUCAACAACAAGAAAUCCUGAAAAUAACAGUGAAAGAAACAAUUCAAAAUGCAGAUCCCUUUCUGAGUAGAAGCCAGGUGAUAUGUUUUGUUGUGCUGGGCUUGCUUACAUGUCUUGUUGUCUUGGGUACAACCGGGAUUGUUUUUUUUUCAAAAUGUGAAAUGUGGCUUGCUAAUGCCAAAUAUAGUCAUCUCCUGCGCAAGAAAAAGAACUUUUUUCUGAAGUCUAACAAUGGGGAAAACCUCUCAGUUAAUAUUAUCUUCCCGGAGAAGAUCAAAUUGACUAAUUACACUAAGAACUACACUGCCAUCUAGGUUCUUGAAAGCCAAGCAGCAUCUUGCAACUUUUCAUAGCAAUAUGUAAAAUUUAUUGCCUGUGUUUGGCCUCAGUAUUUGUGUGUAUAUUUGCUGUAAAUUGUUCUGAGUGAUAAUGAAGAAAUGUAAUGUAUCUGUCUUGCUAAGAAUUUUUUCAUUCCCCAAAAUAAAAGAUUAAAAAAAAAAAAAAAAAGAGGGAUUAAUAAGCAAGGAAUAUUAUUUUGAUUUCUCUUAAAGGCAGCUACUUUUUGUAAAAUAAAAAAUAACUUAUCACUGGAACUGUAUUGCAGCUUUCUGAUCUUGUGCAUAGUUCAUUUGACAAGUACAGUACUUGCAAAUUACUCAGUAAUGCUUUUUUUUCUAAAUAAACAGCAGUUAAGGACUA